AAACACACACACACAGUAUAGGAGUAGAUAUAGUUAUAAACCCACACACCACUCUAUUCUCCACUCUUCCUUGUCUUUCCCUAUUCCUCCAAAAUGAACCAAACACCACUCGUUCUGUCUCUCUUCCUCUUAGUUCUUUCUAUCACUGCAAACGCUCACAACAUUACUCGCAUACUUGCCAAGCACCCUGGUUUCUCCACCUUCAACCACUACCUCACCGUCACCCACCUCGCCGCCGAGAUAAACCGCCGCGAGACCAUCACCGUCCUCGCCAUCGACAAUGCAGCCAUGGCCACCCUCCUCGACAAACACCUCUCCAUCCCCACUCUCAAAAAUGUUCUCUCUCUCCACGUCUUGGUUGACUACUUCGGCGCCAGAAAGCUUCACCAAAUCACCAAAGGCACCACCCUCGCUUCUUCCAUGUUCCAGGCCACAGGCGCCGCCGCUGGCACCGCCGGUUACGUCAACAUCACCAACCUCAAAGGUGGCAAAGUGGGGUUCGCAGCAGAAGACAACGACGGCCAACUCCAUUCGUUCUACGUCAAAUCCGUUCAAGAAAUCCCAUUCAACAUCUCCGUUUUGCAGAUUAGUGAAGCCUUGAGUUCUGCUGACGCAGAAGCACCAACCGCAGCACCAAGCGCCAUAGACCUCAUCUCUAUCAUGUCCAAACAAGGUUGCAAGGCCUUCGCAGACUUGUUGAGGGUUUCCAAAGCUCUUCCAACUUUUAAGGAAAACGUUGACGGCGGUUUAACCGUUUUCUGCCCCACCGACAGCGCCGUCAGCGGUUUCACUUCCAAGUACAAGAAUCUCACCGACGCUCAGAAGGUGUCCUUGCUGUUAUAUCACGGCGUUCCCGUUUACCAGUCCAUGCAAAUGUUGAAGUCCAAUAACGGGGUAAUGAACACUUUGGCUACUGAAGGAGCUAACAAGUACGAUUUCACGGUUCAAAAUGAUGGGGAAGAUGUGAUGCUGGAAACCAAAGUCGACACUGCAAGUAUCGUUGGAACUUUGAUAGAUCAAGACCCUUUUGUAGCUUAUAAGAUAAGCAAGGUUUUGAUGCCAAGAGAGUUAUUUAAGGAGAGUGAAGCACCUGCUGAGUCACCAAAGGCAUCGAAGAAGAGCACCAAGAAGGGAAAGGCAAAUUCAGAGGCUGCAGAUGCACCCGCAGAUGGACCAUCAUCAGAAGCUGAUGAUCAAAAAGCUGCUGAUGAUAACAAUGGGGUAAGUAGAUUGCCCAAUGGGCUCCGAUUGGUGAUGGUGUUGUUGAGUUUGGUUAUGGGGCUUUUGGUUCUAUGAUUGCUUAGUUCCAUAGCGUGAAGUGAAGACCCCACGCAGUGUCGGUAUACAGUUAUGGUCAACGCUCAUGGGAAAGAUUCUUUUCUUUUUCUUUAUAUUAUUUGUGAAUCAAAUAAAACGGUGCCACCGACAUGUUGGAGGCACUGUAUUUUUUUUUCUUUUAUAAAAAUCUAUUAUAGGUUUUA
Molecule: messenger RNA, 1481 nt
Organism: Abrus precatorius (Indian licorice)
Lineage: Eukaryota; Viridiplantae; Streptophyta; Magnoliopsida; Fabales; Fabaceae
Product: fasciclin-like arabinogalactan protein 2
Exons: 1
Coding region: 94-1296 (400 amino acids)
Cellular component (GO): plasma membrane
Source: RefSeq, a predicted model, not a curated record